Rattus norvegicus (Norway rat) is the source of this 7162-nucleotide messenger RNA. RefSeq names its product integrator complex subunit 1 (gene Ints1). The record is from RefSeq and is a predicted model, not a curated record. NCBI's taxonomy places the organism in Eukaryota, Metazoa, Chordata, Mammalia, Rodentia, Muridae. Gene Ontology annotation, cellular component: INTAC complex; integrator complex; nucleus. Gene Ontology annotation, biological process: snRNA processing; regulation of transcription elongation by RNA polymerase II; U2 snRNA 3'-end processing.
GGUUAGUGGGAAGUCAGCACAGGGAAGGAGCGCAAAUCAGUUUGCGCUUCCGGAGCGCCCGUGCUGCGGGUUUGCUGGGUGAUGCACUGUAGGUGAGGGGCCCUUGCACCCAGGUGAAUUCUGUGAAUUCUGCUCCCUGCGGUGGCAUUCGUCUCCGCAGUCGGCCGUGUGUGGGCUGCACUUGGCCCUGUUCUGUGACCCCGGUAGGCGGCCCUGGGCACUCGGCCCAGUGGCCCCGGCGCGAGGGAUGAAUGACUGAGCGAGCGAGUGACUCCCGCCGCCUCCUCCCAGGUGACGGCGCUUCGUCGAGGGGCGCCCGGGCCGCGGGCAGGAUGAAUCGAGCCAAGCCCACCACCGUACGGAGGCCCAGCGCGGCCGCCAAGCCCUCAGGGCACCCUCCCCCAGGAGACUUUAUUGCUCUGGGGUCCAAGGGUCAAGCCAAUGAAUCAAAGACAGCGUCCACCCUGCUGAAGCCAGCCCCUUCUGGACUACCCUCAGAGCGCAAGAGAGAUGCGUCAGCUUCUCUGUCUGGGGCCUCGGGGCUGACUGGCCUCACUAAGCGCCCCAAACUGUCCUCCACUCCCCCAUUGAGUGCCCUGGGUCGUCUGGCUGAGGCCGCAGUUGCAGAAAAGCGAGCUAUUUCUCCAUCAAUUAAGGAGCCAUCUGUGGUGCCCAUUGAAGUUCUGCCCACAGUACUGCUGGACGAGAUCGAAGCUGCCGAGCUGGAGGGCAAUGACGACAGGAUCGAGGGAGUGCUGUGCGGGGCUGUAAAGCAGCUGAAGGUGACGAGGGCCAAGCCUGACAGCACGCUCUACCUGAGCCUCAUGUACCUGGCCAAGAUCAAACCCAACAUCUUUGCCACAGAGGGUGUCAUCGAGGCCCUGUGCAGCCUCUUGCGGAGGGACGCCUCCGUUAACUUCAAGGCCAAAGGGAACAGCCUAGUGUCUGUGCUGGCCUGCAACCUUCUCAUGGCCGCAUACGAGGAGGACGAGAACUGGCCUGAGAUCUUCGUGAAGGUAUACAUCGAAGACUCGCUGGGUGAGCGGAUCUGGGUGGACAGCCCUCACUGCCGCACCUUCGUGGAUAAUAUCCAGACCGCCUUCAACACUAAGAUGCCACCAAAGAGCGUCCUGCUGCAGGGGGAGGGGGCACGCAGUGGUGGCGAACUUGGUGCAGGUAGCAGCCCCCACCCGUCACUCACAGAAGAGGAGGACAGCCAAACGGAGCUGCUGAUCGCCGAGGAGAAGCUGAGCCCUGAGCAAGAGGGGCAGCUCAUGCCAAGGCCUAGGUACGAUGAACUCACAGAGAGCGUGGAAGAGUAUGUCCUGGAUAUGCUCCGUGACCAGCUGAACCGGCGCCAGCCCAUCGACAACGUGUCCAGGAACCUCCUGCGGCUGCUCACAGCCACCUGCGGCUACAAGGAGGUGCGGUUGUUGGCCGUGCAGCGGCUGGAGAUGUGGCUGCAGAACCCCAAGUUGACCAGGCCAGCGCAGGACCUGCUGAUGUCUGUGUGCAUGAACUGCAACUCGCAUGGCUCGGAAGACAUGGAUGUCAUCUCGCACCUGAUCAAGAUCCGCCUCAAACCCAAGGUGCUCCUCAACCACUAUAUGCUCUGUAUCAGGGAGCUGCUCAACGCACACAAGGACAACCUGGGUACCACCAUCAAGUUCGUGAUCUUCAACGAGCUCUCCAAUGCUCGGAACCCCAACAACAUGCAGAUUCUGUACACCGUGCUGCAGCACAGCUCCGAGCUGGCGCCCAAGUUCCUAGCCAUGGUGUUCCAGGAUCUGCUGACCAACAAGGAUGACUACCUCCGUGCCUCCAGGGCCCUGCUGCGUGAGAUCAUCAAGCAGACCAAGCACGAGAUCAACUUCCAGGCUUUCUGUCUGGGGCUCAUGCAGGAGCGCAAGGAGCCACAGUACCUAGAGAUGGAAUUUAAGGAGCGGUUUGUGGUUCACAUCACGGACGUGUUGGCUGUGUCCAUGAUGCUGGGCAUUACAGCCCAGGUGAAGGAGGCUGGAGUCGCCUGGGACAAAGGAGAGAAGAGAAACCUCGAGGUGCUACGCACAUUCCAGAACCAGAUUGCGGCUAUCCAGCGUGACGCUGUGUGGUGGCUUCACACUGUCGUCCCCUCCAUCAGCAAACUUGCCCCCAAGGAUUAUGUGCAUUGCCUCCACAAGGUGCUCUUCACCGAGCAGCCCGAGACCUACUACAAGUGGGACAACUGGCCUCCUGAGAGUGACCGCAAUUUCUUCCUGCGCCUCUGUUCAGAGGUUCCCAUCCUGGAGGACACCCUGAUGCGGAUCCUGGUCAUUGGACUGUCUCGAGAGCUGCCGCUUGGCCCCGCAGAUGCCAUGGAACUGGCUGACCACCUUGUGAAGCGAGCUGCGGCCGUGCAGGCUGAUGAUGUGGAAGUUCUGAAGGUGGAGCGGAUCCAGCUGAUAGACGCGGUACUGAACCUGUGCACCUACCACCAUCCUGAGAACAUCCAGCUGCCCCCGGGGUAUCAGCCCCCAAACCUUGCCAUCUCUACCCUCUACUGGAAGGCCUGGCCCCUACUGCUGGUCGUGGCCGCCUUCAACCCAGAGAACAUUGGUCUGGCUGCAUGGGAGGAGUAUCCCACCCUGAAGAUGCUCAUGGAGAUGGUGAUGACCAAUAACUACUCCUACCCACCGUGCACGCUGACGGAUGAGGAGACAAGGACGGAGAUGAUCAACCGUGAGCUGCAAAUCUCUCAGCGAGAGAAGCAGGAGAUCCUGGCCUUUGAGGGUCACUUGGCCGCCGCCUCCACUAAGCAGACCAUCACCGAGAGCAGCAGCCUCCUCCUGUCCCAGCUAACCAGCCUGGACCCCCAAGGCCCUCCCCGGAGACCACCACCUCACAUCCUGGACCAGGUGAAGGCCCUCAACCAAUCCCUGCGCCUUGGGCACCUGUUAUGUCGCAGCCGUAACCCAGACUUUCUCCUGCACAUCAUCCAGCGCCAGGCCUCCUCCCAGUCCAUGCCAUGGCUAGCAGAUCUGGUGCAGUCCAGUGAAGGCUCUCUGGAUGUGCUGCCUGUGCAGUGCCUGUGCGAAUUCCUGCUGCACGAUGCAGCUGACGCCACUGCCUCAGGGGAGGAGGAUGACGAGGGCGAAAGCCGGGAGCAGAAGGCCAAGAAGCGACAGAGGCAACAGAAACAGCGGCAGCUGCUGGGCCGCCUACAGGAUCUGCUGCUAGGCCCUAAGGCGGAUGAGCAGACCACAUGUGAGGUGCUUGACUACUUCCUCCGGCGUCUGGGCUCCUCACAGGUGGCCUCCCGCGUGUUGGCCAUGAAGGGCCUGUCACUUGUGCUGUCAGAGGGUGGUCUUCGUGACAAGGAGGAGAAAGAACCCCCCAUGGAGGAGGAUGUCGGGGAGGCAGACGCGCUACAGGGCUAUCAGUGGCUGCUGCGGGACCUGCCCAGGCUGCCCCUGUUUGACAGCGUGAGGACCACCACUGCCUUGGCUCUCCAGCAGGCCAUCCACAUGGAAACUGACCCCCAGACCAUCAGCGCCUAUCUGAUCUACCUGUCCCAGCACACACCGGUGGAGGAGCAGGGCCCACACAGUGACCUGGCCCUGGAUGUGGCCCGACUGGUCGUGGAACGCUCCACCAUCAUGGCGCACCUCUUCUCAAAGCCUUCCUGUAGCACUGCCUCCGAUGCUGUACUCAGUGCCCUGCUAUCCGUGUUUUCCCGCUAUGUGCGGCGCAUGCGCAAGAGCAAGGAGGGCGAGGAGGUCUACAGCUGGUCGGAGUCUCAGGACCAAGUGUUCUUGCGCUGGACCAGUGGGGAGACAGCCACCAUGCAUAUCCUUGUCGUCCAUGCCAUGGUCAUCCUGCUGACACUGGGCCCGCCUCGUUCUGGCGACAGUGAGUUCAGUGAGUUGCUGGACAUCUGGUUUCCAGAGAAGAAGCCGCUGCCCACAGCCUUCCUGGUGGACACUUCUGAGGAGGCGCUGCUGCUGCCCGACUGGCUGAAGCUGCGCAUGAUCCGCUCUGAAGUCCCCAGGCUGGUGGAUGCUGCCCUGCAGGACCUGGAGCCCCAGCAGCUGCUGCUCUUCGUGCAGUCCUUUGGUAUCCCCGUGUCCAGCAUGAGCAAGCUGCUGCAGUACCUGGACCAGGCGGUAGCCCAGGAUCCCCAGACCCUGGAGCAGAACAUCAUGGACAAGAAUUACAUGGCUCACCUGGUGGAGGUCCAGCACGAGAGAGGUGCUUCUGGAGGCCAGACCUUCCACUCGCUACUCACGGCCUCCCUGCCACCCCGACGAGACAGCACAGAGGCUCCUAAGCCAGAAAGCAGCCCUGAGCCCCCACCAGGCCAGGGCAGGACUCGGGCAGGGACGCAGGUUCCAGUGCUCGGCCCUGAGGACGACUUAGCUGGCAUCUUCCUACAGAUCUUCCCACUGAGCCCGGAUCCACGGUGGCAGAGCUCCAGUCCGCGCCCCCUUGCCCUGGCACUGCAGCAAGCCCUGGGCCAAGAGUUGGCUCGUGUCCGCCAGGGCAACCCCGAGGUGCCCGGCAUCACAGUUCGCCUUCUGCAGGCCAUGGCCACCCUGCUGAGCUCCCCGCACGGGGGUACCCUUGCUCUGGCUAUGCACCACAGCCACUUCCUGUCCUGCCCUCUGAUGCGCCAGCUCUGCCAGUACCAGCGUGCUGUCCCGCAGGACACUGGCUUCUCCUCACUCUUCCUUAAAGUGCUCAUGCAGAUUCUACAGUGGCUAGACAGCCCUGCUGUGGAGGAUGGGCCCUUGCAGGCCCAACUCAAGUUAUUUGCUACCCGCUAUUCAGCAAGACGCAGGAUCAGUGACGUGCGCAGCGGGCUCCUGCACCUGGCUGAGGCCUUAAGCUUCCACCGUGAUCUGGAGGUGGCCAACUCCACCGCACGGGCCGUCAUCGCCACCCUGAGGUCUGGGGAGAAGUGUACUGUGGAGCCUGAGCUCAUCAGCAAAGUCCUCCGGGGCCUCAUCGAGGUGCGCUCACCGCACUUUGAAGAGCUGCUGACGGCGCUCUUCUCAGCCACCGCAGAGACCUGCCCCAGCCCAGCCUCGGGGCCCAUUGUGGUGGUGAGCUCCUUGCUGCUGCAGGAAAGAGAUGAGCCUCUGGGCCCGAGCACGCAGGAUGCGGAGGGUGCCAGCACAGAGGCCAUGCGCCUGGGACCAGCAUCUGGGCUGCUCGUGGACUGGCUGGAGACACUGGACCCUGAGGUUGUCUGUAGUUGCCCUGACCUUCAGUGGAAGCUGCUCUUCUCACGGAGAAAGGGCAAAGGCCACAUAAGUGCCCAGGUGCUGUCCUUCCGCCCCUACCUCCUGGCCCUCCUCACACACCAGGCCAGCUGGUCCACGCUGCACCGCUGCACCCGUGUCCUGCUAAGCAAGAGCCGUGAGCAGAGGCUCGACCCCUCAGCCUCCCUGGACUUCCUCUGGGCCUGCAUCCAUGUUCCCCGGAUCUGGCAGGGCCGGGACCAGCGCACUCCACAGAAGCGACGGGAGGAGCUGGUGCUCCAUGUCCAGGGCCCAGAGCUGCUCAGCCUGGUGGAGCUUAUCCUGUCCGAGGCAGAGACCAGGAGCCAGGAUGGGGACAGUGCUGCACGCACCCUCAUCCAGACCCGGCUGCCCCUGCUGCUUAGCUGCUGCCGUAGCAACGAUGAGAGCAUUGGAAAAGUGACUGAGCACCUGACCAGCUGCAUCCAACAAUGGGGGGACAGCGUGCUAGGCCAGCGCUGCCGAGACCUGCUGUUGCAACUGUACUUACAGCGGCCAGAGGUCCGGGUGCCAGUGCCUGAGGUCCUGCUGCAAAGCGAAGGUGCCACCAGUAGCAGCAUCUGCAAGCUGGACGGGCUCAUCCACCGCUUCAUCACGCUCCUGGCAGACACCAGUGACUCCAGGUCUUCUGAGAGCAGAGUGGCUGAUGCCAACAUGGCCUGUCGGAAGCUGGCUGUGGCCCACCCCAUCCUGCUGCUAAGGCACCUGCCCAUGAUUGCAGCCCUCCUGCAUGGCCGCACACAUCUGAACUUCCAGGAGUUCCGGCAGCAGAACCACCUAGCCUUCUACCUACAUGUGCUGGGCAUCUUGGAGCUGCUGCAGCCACGAGUCUUCCAGAGCGAACACCAGGGGGCACUCUGGGACUGCCUGCGGUCCUUUAUCCGCCUGCUCCUGAACUACCGAAAGUCUUCCCGCCAACUGGCCCCCUUCAUCAGCAAAUUUGUUCAGUUCAUCCACAAAUAUGUGGCCUGCAGCGCACCAGCAGCCGUGGCCUUCCUGCAGAAGCACGCAGAGCCCCUCCAUGACCUGUCCUUUGACAACAGUGACCUGGUGAUGCUGAAGUCUUUACUAGCAGGGCUCAGUCUGCCCAGCCGGGAUGGGAGAGCUGACCAAGGUCUGGAUGAGGAAGGUGAAGGUAAGCGGGCAGAUGAGCGUUCAGCUGGCUCCCUACCCCUGGUCAGUGUCUCCCUCUCCACCCCACUGACUGUAGCUGAUGUGGCUCCCCACAUGAAGAGGCUGUCCCGGGGCCAGGCUGUUGAGGAUGUGCUCGAGACCCUGAGUGACAUAGAUGAGAUGUCACGGCGGAGACCUGAGGUCCUGGGCUUCUUCUCGACCAACUUGCAGCGGCUGAUGAGCUCAGCGGAGGAGUCCUGCCGCAACCUGGCCUUCAGCCUAGCACUGCGCUCCAUCCAGAACAACCCCAGCAUUGCUGCUGACUUUCUGCCCACCUUCAUGUACUGCCUGGGCAGCCGAGAUUUCGAGGUGGUACAGACGGCCCUCAGGAACCUGCCAGAGUACACCCUGCUCUGCCAAGAGCAUGCGGCCGUGCUGCUGCACCGAGCCUUCCUCGUGGGCAUGUACGGCCAGAUUGACACCAGCGCCCAGAUAUCAGAGGCCCUGAAGAUUUUACACAUGGAGGCUGUGAUGUGAACUGCUGGGUGACCAGGAUUCCACGCCACACCAACAAACCUUCCCUGGGGUAGUCUCGUCCCUGAGCCCCUUGAAGCUGGACAGGGAUGGAGAGCAGCUCUUUCCAGCCAUCGACUAGUGCUGAAGGUCCUCUUGAGUGCUCACCCUGUCUUUGGGGUCACAGGAGAUACGGUGGAGAGGCUGUUCUGCCAGCAAGGCGCACUGAGGGCAGUUGAAAUGAAGCAUCGAGUGCC